Molecule: messenger RNA, 1089 nt
Organism: Paramecium tetraurelia
Lineage: Eukaryota; Ciliophora; Oligohymenophorea; Peniculida; Parameciidae
Exons: 2
Biological process (GO): protein insertion into mitochondrial inner membrane from matrix; mitochondrial respiratory chain complex IV assembly
Cellular component (GO): mitochondrial inner membrane
Molecular function (GO): membrane insertase activity
Source: RefSeq, a predicted model, not a curated record
AUGAUUAAAAUUCUAAGGAUGGCUCCGAGAUUCAAUUACUUGCCUAGAUUCCAUGUGGGAUAAAUGGGUCCGAUUGCACCAAGUCCUUAGAUUUAAUAAAAAAUGGAGGCGUUAGAAUAAAACCAACCAUUCUUUGAUAGAUUGAUAUUUUUUGAUCCUGAUAUCAUGGCAUCAUUACCAGGUCCUUUAUAAGUGUUUGAUCCUGUGGUUGAUUUUGGAAGUGGAAUACUUACCUAUCUGCAUGAUUGUCACAUUCCUUGGGUUGGAGUGUUGAGCUUAACUUGUAUAAUUGCCAGAUCUACAUUACUUCCUCUGAUAUAUUUGCAAAUGAAAAGAACAACUAGAUUAGCAACUGUUAUUCCAGCCAUUGCCCAAAUGAAGAGACUAAUUGACAAAACCAAUUAUUCAAAACCCAAGAAAUUUUUCACCUUGAUGAGAUUGUCAUAUAAGAUUGUCCACUCAUAGAGAUUGAAAUGGAUGAGACUCUUCCUGUACAAUGUAUUCCAUAUACCCAUGCUUAUUACUUUAAUUUGGAGCAUCCGUAGACUUUUAAUAGAUGAAUCCUUCAAAACCACUGCUUUCCUUUGGAUACCUUCUCUCUCCAAUAUGGAUCCCUACUUCAUUGUCCCUGCUUUGACUGUGAUAUGUUACUAUUACAACCUUCAAAGAUUCAUCACCCCAGAAAAUAAAGAUACCUUGCCAUCCAAAUUGCGUAAUGUUGGUUAGUUUCUGUUAAUAUUAUGGUUACCAUUCUUGGCCAAUUGGCCAUGUGCCAUAUAGAUUUAUAUGUUGUUCAAUGCCUUCUUUUCUAUUAUACAGACAUCGAUUAUGCUACAUCCUGAAUUUUAAAAGAUAGUUGAUCCAAAAAUAUUCCUUUAUCAAAUGAUAAUCAGAAUGAUUGAGUAUGAUAAAAACACUAGUUUGUCUUUGAUAGAGGCUAUCAAGAGUGGUGAGGAGACCAACAUCGAGAAAUCAAUUUCAGAAGAGCAAUUACUUGAUUAGUUUUAGAAAUCUUUGGUUGAAUUGAAUGAAGGGGAACUGUAAGAAGAUGCUGCCAAGAUUUCAAAAGAUAAACCAAAUUUUUAUUGA